Anoplophora glabripennis (Asian longhorned beetle) is the source of this 566-nucleotide messenger RNA. RefSeq lists its product as uncharacterized. The transcript is spliced from 5 exons. NCBI's taxonomy places the organism in Eukaryota, Metazoa, Arthropoda, Insecta, Coleoptera, Cerambycidae. The record is from RefSeq and is a predicted model, not a curated record. The coding region runs from base 63 to 434 and encodes 123 amino acids.
UACCACUCAGUGCUGCAAGAAUAUCUGUGUUAAUUGUUAAUUGUUUGUGAUAACCAGCAACCAUGAUUAAGAUUGUUAUUGUUUUGGUAACUUCAACAUUGUUAUGUCAAGCUGCAGUUGUAAAAGAAUCCUGUAAUACACCGGAAGGCAAAGAGGGUCUUUGUAUCUGCUUACGGAAGUGCCCAUCGAUUUCUUCAAUGUCUACCGACUUCGACACUCCAAUGACAAUUGAAAGACUGAAUUACCUUAUAGAUUCACUUUGUGGAUAUGCUGAUAAGUCUCCAAAAGUCUGUUGUCCAGUUGAGGAAGUCACGAUGAUAAAAACAGAGGUAACAACAAAUUCAGAAAUUCAAACUACUUUAUCAACUAGUGAGGAAACAACAACAUCGAUACAAAUUGGAUAUGAAACGACAAGCUCCAAUGAAAUUAGGUAAACAUAGUUUCCAAAACGACUAUGGACAUGAAGAGCAUUUUAUGGAAACAACUUUUGUGCGAGUUCAUUAAAAUUUCCGUCCUAUGUUAUUGUACAUAAUAUAUUUAUAUUUAUUUAUUUAUAUUGUUGGUAU